CACCCGGACAAAAACAAGGACCCGGGAGCAGAGGACAGAUUCAUCCAGAUCAGCAAGGCCUACGAGAUUCUCUCCAACGAGGAGAAGAGGGCCAACUUUGAUCGCUACGGAGAUGCCGGGGAAAGCCAGGGCUACUCCCAGCACCAGCAUCGCCAGUUCCACCGCUUCCACGACGGCUUCUAUUUUGACGAGUCCUUCUUCCAUUUCCCCUUCAAUUCGGAGAGGCGCGACACCUCCGACGAGAAGUAUUUGCUCCAUUUCUCCCACUACAUCAACGAAAUCGUGCCGGAUAGUUUCAAGAAACCUUACCUCAUUAAAGUCACCUCGGACUGGUGCUUCAGCUGCAUCCACAUCGAGCCCGUGUGGAAGGAAGUCGCCCAGGAAUUGGAGGCGCUGGGAGUGGGAAUCGGAGUCGUUCACGCCGGCUACGAAAGGCGCCUCGCCCAUCACCUGGGCGCCCACAGCACGCCGUCCCUGCUGGGGCUCAUCAACGGGAAAAUAACCUUCUUCCACAGCGCCGUCGUGCGAGAAAACCUGCGGCAAUUCGUGGAGAACCUUCUGCCGGGGAAUCUCGUCGAAAAGGUUACAGAUAAAAACUACAUCCGCUUUCUCUCCAACUGGAAGAAAGAGAACAAGCCCCACGUCCUGCUGUUUGACCAUAUGCCAGUUGUGCCGUUAUUGUACAAGCUGACUGCCUUUGCCUACCGCGACUACUUGUCCUUCGGUUACGUCUACGUCGGACUCCGAGGCACCGAAGAGUUGUCCAGUCAGUACAACAUCAAUGUCUACACUCCCACCAUGAUGGUCUUCAAGGAGCACAUCGACAGGCCCGCCGACGUCGUGCAGGCACGAGAAAUGAAGAAGCAGCUCAUUGACGACUUCCUUUCCCAGAAUAAGUUCCUGAUGGUGGCCAGGCUCACCAACCAGAGCCAGAGGCUGUUCCAGGAGCUGUGUCCCGUGAAGAAGUCUCACCGGCAGCGAAAGCACUGCGUGGUCUUACUCAGUGGAGAAGGCGAGAAGUUUGCCGAGGCUUACGAGGCCUUUUUGACAUUUGCCGCGGCCAACACCAAAGACACGCUGAAGUUCGUGCACGUCUAUAACGACCGGCAGCCGGAGCUGGCGGACGCCUUGCUGAUGGAUGAUGAGAAGUAUCGGGGAAAAUCAGCCGUGGUCGUUUUGGAGAGACGCAACAACGCCGGGAAGAUCGCCUAUAAAACCUUGGAGGAGGCCUGGCAAGGCAGCAAGGAGGACAACUUCAUCCUCCUGGAUCUUCUGGACCAGCUGAGGACAGACCCCGGCCUUCUCUCUUCCGAGACCGUCCUGGCAGACUUGAACGACGAACUCGCUCCCAUGUUCCUUAUCCGAUGGCUCUACUCCGUGCUGGACUAUAUCUCGGACUGCUGGGACAGUUUGUUUCACAGUAACUGGCGAGAAAUGAUGCCGCUGCUGUCCUUGCUCUUCUCGGCGCUCUUCAUUCUCUUCGGCACCGUUAUCGUUCAGGCUUUCAGUGAUUCGAGUGACACAAGGGACUCUCCUCCCUCGGAGAAAGAAGAAACCGCCGCAAAGAGCGAGAAGAACGACGCGAGCUUCGGCAAAGAGAGUAACAGCAGGAUUCCCAAAAAGGGCUUCGUCGAGGUGACUGAGCUAACGGACAUCAACUAUAACAGUAACUUGGUACGCCUGAGGCCCGGUCACAUGAACGUGGUCUUGAUCCUGUCCAACUCCACCAAAACCGUCCUCCUCCAGAAGUUCGCCCUGGAAGUCUACACCUUCACAGGGAGCAGCUCGCUUCACUUCUCCUUCCUCAGCCUGGACAAGCACCGCGAAUGGCUGGAGUACCUGUUGGAGUUCGCACAGGACGCGGCCCCCAUCCCGAACCAGUACGACAAGCAUUUCCUCGAGCGCGACUACACGGGCUACGUCCUGGCUCUCAACGGCCACAAGAAAUACUUCUGCCUCUUUAAGCCUCACCGAUCGGGGGACGAGGGGGGAACCCUGGGAUCGUGCGAGGAUUACGAUUCCUCGCUACACACGGAAGCUAGAGGGAAAUCCUCCUGCAGCCCGGGAUCUAGAUCCCUUAAGAACAAAUUACACAAAUUGUCCUUUUGGAUGGAACGUCUCCUAGAGGGUUCCUUACAGAGGUUCUAUAUCCCCUCGUGGCCUGCGCUAGACUGA
Messenger RNA from Tauraco erythrolophus (red-crested turaco), 2175 nucleotides. The record is from RefSeq and is a predicted model, not a curated record. Lineage: Eukaryota; Metazoa; Chordata; Aves; Musophagiformes; Musophagidae.